AUGCUCAGAAUGGAGAGCGUGGAUUCGCCCUCUCCGAGGUGCUAUGCUCAGCAUCAACAGAAUGAUGGGGAACCGAAGGACCAUAAGAGCACCAGUAAAAGGCAGUCACACAGCACUGAGAUUCCAUGCUCUUUGGUACAAGAGGUCCAGCACCUUGAGAAGCGACUAAAUGAUCAAUUUGCCAUGCGGCGCGCUCUAGAGAAAGCAUUAGGUCACAAGCCCUGUGCUAUCAAUUUAUCGAGAGACUGCUACAUUCCAAAGCCAGCCGAGAAGCUCAUAAAGGAGAUUGCGGUACUGGAGCUAGAAGUCAUAUGCUUGGAGCAGCAUCUCCUGACGCUCUACCGGCAGGCCUUUGACCAACAAUUGUGCAGCACGGUUUCUGCUUGUGACAUGGAGAGAAGAAACAGGCAAUCGACAAGGUCGUUUUCCGGCACACUCUCUGAAACUUCGGCGCACGAUUUCUCAACCCCAAAGAAGCAACAGUUGGUGCAGUCCAGCCGCAUGGUUCAGGCACGCAGGUCGACAACGGCAGCGCUUAAUACUGAACCCGGCAUUUCACGGCACAAUGACAGCAAGACCAUUAUCGGGCGCAGCCAUUCCUCGCUCCUGCCGUGUUCCAUCUGCUCGGCUAGAGUAUCUCCUUCAGCGAACAAUCUCGCUAGAGCUCUUAAACCAUGUCAUACCUCGCCUCUAACGUUCGUUGAGGAGGGCAAGUGCAUGGAUACCAGUGUUGUGAGCUUAGCAGAUAUCCUGGGUACCAGGAUUGCAGAUCAUGUCCCUCAAACACCUAACAAGAUAUCCGAGGACAUGAUCAAAUGCAUUGCUGGCAUAUACAUCAGGCUCAGAGAUGUUAGCGCCGUGCAACGCUCCUUCUUCCCCUCACCAUGCUCGUCCUUUUCAUCGGCGAGUGGGAUCUCUUCCAAAUUUACUGGGGAUAUAUGGAGCCCCAGAUGCAGGAAAGAGAGCUUCAUCGAGGCAUGGCAGGACAGCUCAUUCAGUUCAGGUGAUUUGGGCCAGCAAUGUGAUUCUGUAAUUGAGGUGUCUGCUCUCUGCAAGGGGGCUCAGAGGUCUGCCGAUGUGAAAGACAUGUUGUGUAAAUACAAAUCACUUGUUCAGCUGCUAGAAACGGUUGAUCUCGGUGGAAUGAAGAAUGAAGAAAAGCUCGCUUUCUGGAUCAAUGUGCACAAUGCCAUGAUGAUGCAUGCUCAUGUUGAAUACGGGAUCCCGCAGAGCAACAGCAAGAGAAUGCUGCUUACCAAGGUAUCCUACAUCAUCAAUGGCCAGCGGGUGAACGCAGAGUUGAUCGAGUACCAGAUCUUGUGCUGCCGAGUACACUCUUCCGGACAGUGGUUCAGGCUGCUCCUGUACCCGAGAUGGAAGCCCAGGGACAAGGACGAGCUGCAGGGGUUCGCCGUCGACCGGCCGGAGCCUCUGGUGCACUUCGCGCUGUCCUCCGGGAGCCACUCGGAUCCAGUGGUGCGGCUGUACAGCCCGAAGCGGGUGUUCCAGCAGCUGGAGGCGGCCAAGGAGGAGUUCAUCCGGGGCAACGUGGGCGUGCGCGGGUCGGGGCGCGGCAGGAGCAGGGUGAUCCUGCCCAAGGUGCUCGAGUCGUACGCUCGGGACGCCGGGCUGGCCGCGCAGGAGCUGCUGCGCGUGGUGGAGCCGUGCCUCCCGGAGGGCCUCCGGGCGGCGGUGCGGCAGCAGGGGAGGCCGCGCGGCGGCGGCGGCGGCGGCGUGGAGUGGAGGCCCCACAACAUGGCCUUCAGGUACGCGCUGGCGCGGGAGCUGGUGGCGGUCGGGUCCCCGGCCGGCGUGCCGCAGGCGGUGACGCCUUUGGUUGCACGAUCCCAUGAGCCAUGA
This is a messenger RNA of Triticum turgidum subsp. durum (durum wheat), 1860 nucleotides long. The record is from the annotation of a GenBank genome assembly. NCBI's taxonomy places the organism in Eukaryota, Viridiplantae, Streptophyta, Magnoliopsida, Poales, Poaceae.